Molecule: messenger RNA, 690 nt
Organism: Trypanosoma cruzi
Lineage: Eukaryota; Euglenozoa; Kinetoplastea; Trypanosomatida; Trypanosomatidae
Product: small GTP-binding protein Rab28, putative
Exons: 1
Coding region: 1-690 (229 amino acids)
Molecular function (GO): GTP binding; GTPase activity
Source: RefSeq, a predicted model, not a curated record
AUGGAUAGCGGGAGCUCCUCCCCAGAGGACACAGAGCCCGAGUACAAAAUUAUUGUCUUGGGCAACGGGGCGGUUGGUAAGACAUCACUCAUCAGAAGAUACUGCGAGGAUGGCUUUGGCCAAGGUUACAAGCAGACCAUAGGCGUCGACUUUUACUCAAAGAGGGUGGAGAUUCCCGGAUCACAGGCCGUCAGUCUGCAGAUUUGGGACAUUGGCGGACAGCAGAUUGGCGGAACCAUGAUUGCAAACUACGUGCAUGGCGCUGAUGCCGUUUGCUUCGUGUACGACGUGACGAACCCCGCCUCUUUCAAGGACGUUGAGGACUGGCGCCAGUCUCUUCUCGCGCUGCAGGGAAACGAGGAGGGGCGAAAGCCGCUUAUGGUGCUUGUUGGCAAUAAGACUGAUUUGCCAAACCGUCAAGUGACUGCGGAUAUGCAUGCAAAGGCGGCAUCGACGUACGAUAUGGAAUCCAUUCUUAUCUCUGCCCGCUCAGGGGACAGGGUCAAUGCCCUUUUUGUGAUGAUUGCCGCCAACCUUGCUGGCGUUGAUAUCUCACAACAGGAACUUGACAUGACAAACCGGGUGGUUCUGAGCAUCGAGUCGCGUCUACAAGAGCGGACACAAGGCCUUCGUGCCACGGAGGGGAAGGAAAAGAGGAAAAGUAGCGAUGAUAACUGCUGGCUGAUGUAG